Xiphophorus couchianus (Monterrey platyfish) is the source of this 2537-nucleotide messenger RNA. RefSeq names its product LIM/homeobox protein Awh-like. Gene Ontology annotation, biological process: regulation of transcription by RNA polymerase II; neuron differentiation. NCBI's taxonomy places the organism in Eukaryota, Metazoa, Chordata, Actinopteri, Cyprinodontiformes, Poeciliidae. Gene Ontology annotation, molecular function: DNA-binding transcription factor activity, RNA polymerase II-specific; RNA polymerase II transcription regulatory region sequence-specific DNA binding. The record is from RefSeq and is a predicted model, not a curated record. The coding region runs from base 1 to 1197 and encodes 398 amino acids. Gene Ontology annotation, cellular component: nucleus. The transcript is spliced from 6 exons.
AUGAUGUCUCCAGACGACCAAGCCCUGGAGGACCUUUUGUAUGGCAGCGACCUCGGUGACACGCCGGAGGUGGUACAGCUGGCCGGUGGCCCAACAGCAGUGGAGGAGAACACUGCUUCAGAAAAUGUUUCAACAAGUGUGUCCAUUCCAGAGCCAAUCAUAUGUGCCGGAUGUGGCGAGCAGGUAUGUGAUCGCUUCUUCCUAUUGGCUGCAGGGAGGGUAUGGCACAGCAUCUGCCUCCGCUGCAGCCAGUGCCACUGCGAGCUACAGACUCACCCUUCCCUCUUCUGGAGAGAUGGAAACAUUUACUGCCAGCAGGACUACAGCAGAACGUUUGGAGGCGGCCAAUGUGCUCGCUGCCUCCAGCCAAUCCCACCCACUGAUUUGGUCAUGAGGUCUGGUGAGCUGACCUUUCAUCCCCACUGUUUUUCCUGCCAGGAAUGUGAUGUAAAAUUAAUGCCAGGGAACCUCUACUGCAUGCAGGGCCCAAACCUGUAUUGUGAGUCACAUUAUAAUGGUGAGGGAGGCAAUCUGCCACUGCAAGACCCCUCACAAUCACAUCUAAAAGAAGAGACGGGUCAAAACCAGGUGUCCGGUGAAGGGGAGGAGUCUGUCAGCAGUCCAGAACCACGAGUGGACGACAAAGAGGUGGGUGGGCGGACGCGCAGACGGACCAAGCGAAUCAGGACAUGUUUCCGCAGCGAGCAGCUCAGAGCACUUGAGUCAUACUUUGCCCAGAAGCACAACCCUGACGGCAAAGACUGGACUUGCCUCGCUCAUAAGACUGGUCUGCCUAAGAGAGUCCUGCAGGUGUGGUUUCAGAACGCUCGGGCCAAGCUGAGACGUUCCCUCAACUCUGAAGACUCCCAGGCCAACUCCCCUUCCGCUCCCCCUGGAGCUGUUGCCCUGGCAACCACCCCCUCAUCACUUUCUUGCUCUUCGCUAGACCAAUCGCAGCCUUUCCCCGCCAGCACCAUCGACCAGCUGCAGCUGUCCUUGCUCACUGGUUCAGCAGUUGAAUCCUCUGUAAGCCCAAUCCUCAAUCAGUCAUGCCAGAUGUUGCAAAGCCCCAACAUUUUUCUGGACUACGAUCCCCAGAAUGCAUUUGGUUGCAUCCCUUCUCUCGAGCCCCUUCAGGAGUUUGAGGUGGUAGAGAGAGAAAUUGAUGCUGAGACUUUUGGACCAAAUUACAGUUAACUGAUGGUUCUGCAGUGACAGUUUUUUCCAGUUCUAAAUGACAGCUGGAGAAACAACUUCAGCCUUAACUUAAUGUACAAGAAGACAAAGUGGAGUUGACAUUUAAUAAGUGGUUCAGCUCAAAAGUGGUUUUGAUUGCUUUGUGAUUGCUAGAUACUAGUAUAGUUUAGUUAAUUGUGUGAAUAAACUGCUGUUUCAUUAUAUUUUCCUCAGUAAAGUUUGUUGUCAUUCUCUUCACUGAAUCACCACAUGGAGGUGAUUCAGUGAAAUGUCUUUUCAUGCAGAAGGAAUAUUUGAUUAUGAAAUGCAGCAACAUGCAAUCUGAGGGAACAUUAACAUCCCUGACAGUUUUUUCUUUCUCUCAGAACAAGUCAGUCAUUUUGAAUACAAUCAAAAAACUACAUUUAUUUCAGUAGUUUGAUUCAAAUAGUGAAUCUCGUCAGCAUGGUGGAGUAGGGGGGUAAAUUUUGUCCUGCUUUAGAAUCACUUGCAUAACCCUUACAAUCAUUGAGUCAGUGAUCUUAUUCCAGAGUCAGAAACUACGUGGUGUGCCAGAAGUUAAAGAGUAGGCAGAGAUUGGGUUAUUCAAGCAAUGAAACUGUGCUGAAAAAAAUGGAGAGGGAACAAAUUUGUAUAGAAACAGCUGCUUCAAGUUAUUAUAUGUUAAUGAUGGUAAAACAAACUCCUGAAUCAUUGGGUGUACGCAGCUUUUCAGCCACAUUUUCAUUCUGUUUUUUUGUUUCAUAAAUAAUGACUCUGUGAAAUAUGUUUGGCACAAAACUCAGUGCUUUUAUGAGCAGCCUGGCUACAUCCAACCCUGUUUGUGUUUUGUGUAUUUCAAUUACGUGCUCAACCUCUUGGUACCACGGAAACACUUCCUCUGUAACAAUGUGGUUUUAGAUUUUAAACAAGGCCUUUUUUUACAAUCAGUCUUGAAGCCACCUCCUGAUUCACAGUUAAAUUAGGCUUGUGGGUCCGCAAAUAUUUUGGAACAUAAUUGAUGUUAUUUUCAUUCAAGCAAAGGCCUCAUUUGGUUUGAGGUUUGGGUUUGUCACAGGAUUACUAUGACAUUUUUCAGGUAUGUUUGUGUUAUCCUAUCAAAACAAUGCUAAUUACAAGCACAGACAUAAAAGAAAUCCCGGAGACUCUCUCUAAUCAGAAAAAUCUUAAUUAAUCUUUUGCAUCCACUUCCCCUCUCGCCAAACAAGGAGUCAUAAUUGGCCUCAGUGCUAACCCAGGCAAAUGUUGCUGAGCUAAUAAGAAGAAAGUUUAAGGUAUUUGGUGAAAAUGUUAGUGCGUCAGAGGGCGGAGCAACCAAUGUGUGAUGGCAGAACGGAGGA